CUAUUCUAAGUGGUGCAGCAAAUUGGUGUGACCUGCAAGGCGUGUAUGGGACCAUCAGCUCUCGAACUCUGUAGCCUUUUCUAGAUAACACUACGGCCGAAGAAACUUGCGAAAUGGGUGUUUGAAUAACCAUCAGACGCAGCACUACACAGUGUUGACUAAUUGAGAUGUUGCAGUCCACAAUUUGGAGCAGUAACUACUCGGGUAGCCGUCAGUUGGAAACACGCCACGCGGUUGAGCUUCCUCGGAUAUUUCGGGAGAAACCAUGGAUGAUUGGGAAGAAGAGGGCACUGGAACUACAGGGAGUUACCAAUCAAAUAACUCAAAUGGAGUGAGCUCAUGGAAUGGUGGUGGCUAUCAGAGCAAAGGCUUCGGAAGUCAAGAGGACAAUGCUGAAGGUGGUUCCUGGGGUGGGAGAGGUGGUUUUGGAGGGAGAGGUAGAGGCCGGGGGUCCAGGGGAGGGGGAGGAUUCAGGAACGCAUCAGGAAAUGAGGACUCUGGCAACAAUGAUGCUGAAGGAAACUCUUGGAAUGGUGGGGACGCCCCGAGAUUUGGUGGCAGAGGCAGGGGCCGAGGGGGAUCUGGGGCCAGACGAGGUGGAGGAUUUGGGGACUCCAAUUCAGGGGUUGAUGACUACGAUGAAGGAGGAUUCAGAAGCGACUCUGGAGGGAGAGGGGGCCGGGGUGGGAGAGGGGGCGGCCGCGGAGGCUUCCGUCAAGAUUCGACCGAGGAAGGUAGAGAUGGCGGAGAAAAUGCAGGUCCCAAAGUGAUCUACGUGCCUCCGCCUCCCCCUGAGGAGGAGAACUCCAUAUUUGCUCACUACGCGUCCGGGAUCAACUUUGAUAAGUACGACAACAUCCUGGUGGACGUCAGUGGGGACAACCCACCUCCCGCCAUAAUGAAAUUUGAAGAGGCAGGCCUGUGUGAGACCUUGAGCCAGAACGUUGGCAAGUCGGGCUACGUGAAGCCCACGCCCGUGCAGAAACACGGCAUCCCCAUCAUCACCGCAGGGCGGGACCUGAUGGCCUGCGCGCAGACCGGUUCUGGGAAGACGGCGGCGUUCCUGCUUCCCAUCCUGCAGCAGCUGAUGGCGGACGGAGUGGCGGCCAGCCGCUUCAGCGAGGUCCAGGAGCCCGAGGCCAUCAUCGUGGCCCCGACCCGGGAGCUCAUCAACCAGAUCUUCCUGGAGUCCCGGAAGUUUGCCUUUGGGACGUGCGUGCGCACGGUGGUGGUGUACGGAGGCGUGAGCACGGGGUACACAAUCCGGGAGGUGUUGAAGGGCUGCAACGUGCUGUGCGGGACUCCCGGAAGGCUGCUGGACAUUAUUGGACGAGGAAAGGUGGGACUGAGCAAGCUUCGCUACCUGGUGCUGGACGAGGCCGACCGCAUGCUGGAUAUGGGCUUUGAGCCGGACAUGCGCCGGCUGGUGGGGUCCCCCGGCAUGCCCUCCAAAGAGGAGCGCCAGACGCUGAUGUUCAGCGCCACCUACCCCGAAGACAUCCAGAGGAUGGCUGCGGACUUCCUGAAGAAGGACUACCUGUUCCUGGCGGUGGGGCAAGUGGGCGGAGCCUGCAGUGAUGUGGAGCAGAACGUGAUCCAGGUGACCCAGUUCUCCAAGAGGGACUCGCUGAUGGAGUUCCUGAAAACCACGGGCUCAGAACGCACAAUGGUUUUUGUGGAAACAAAAAGAAAAGCUGAUUUUAUUGCAACUUUUUUGUGCCAGGAGAAUGUACCUACCACAAGUAUACAUGGCGACCGAGAACAGCGGGAGAGGGAGCAGGCUCUGGCAGAUUUCCGCACCGGGAAGUGCCCUGUCCUGGUGGCUACCUCGGUCGCAGCCAGAGGGCUGGACAUUGAGCAUGUGCAGCACGUGGUGAACUUUGACCUGCCCUCCAACAUCGACGAGUAUGUGCAUCGCAUCGGGAGGACAGGACGAUGUGGGAACACGGGGAGGGCGAUGUCCUUCUUUGACCCUGAGGCCGACACCCCGCUGGCCCGCUCUCUGGUUAAAGUCCUCGCCGGGGCUCAGCAGGAAGUACCGUCAUGGCUGGAGGAAAUAGCCAGUGGUGCUCAUGGCACCAUGGGGUUCAAUCCUCGCGGGAAGGUGUUCGCCUCUACCGACACUCGCAAAGGUGGAGCCUUCCAGAGGGAGAAUGGCAGGCAGCCAGCUGUCCAGAGCCAGCCGGCAGAUGAGGACGAAUGGGAAUGAAUUGUCAUUUCCCCUUUUCCUUUUUGUUUAUUUUUUUAAUUAAUUUUUUUAUAAACCUUGCUAUAUGUAGUAUUGAGUUUUUGAAAUUGGGUUGUUAGAUUUUGAUACCCGUUUUCCAUUUUUAUUUUUUAUGUUUUGGAUGACUGAGUGGGCAAAAUUUGCACGUCAGUAACUGAUAUAUUUUCUUGCAAUUGUUGUAUGGCAAUUACUAUGCCUCAACCUGGGUUCUACAGUGUCACCAACUCGUGAAGGAUUUGGCCAAACUGGAAGCUAGUUUCACAAAUCAAUGUUGUAAUGGGUGUUAAUCAAGUAUUGGGCACUUGUGGUUUUCUUUCAUCGUCUUUAAAUCGCAUCAGCCAUCACUGGCGCACUCCUUUUUGCAGAUUAGGUCACAAAAAUAGUUUUCAGUGAGGUUAGUUAGUGUGAUUUGACACUAUAACAGGCUUUAAAGUAGUUGCGUGCUGAAUUUACCCGUUACCAUUUGUAAUACCCAGGAUACGUUUGAUUUUGAAAUGCUACAAAAAUGUAGCCUGCUGCCUUCAAGAUGAAUAGUUAUGUUCGCUUCAAGCAUUCAAGAUUGACCUUAUGUUUGCAGGUUAUGUUGCUUAAGCAAAAUAUUUUGUGAAUGCCUGAGUUGAAGACUUAGGAAAUAUGGAUGUUUGGCAUACUUUUGAGAAAUGUGCCGAACUGAACUAGUGAAUAAACUAGUUGUUACAUUUA
Messenger RNA from Anguilla anguilla (European eel), 2929 nucleotides. It is a transcript of the gene ddx4, whose product is annotated as DEAD (Asp-Glu-Ala-Asp) box polypeptide 4. The record is from RefSeq and is a predicted model, not a curated record. Gene Ontology annotation, molecular function: RNA helicase activity; RNA binding; ATP binding. NCBI's taxonomy places the organism in Eukaryota, Metazoa, Chordata, Actinopteri, Anguilliformes, Anguillidae. The transcript is spliced from 23 exons. Bases 266 to 2209 code for a protein of 647 amino acids. Gene Ontology annotation, cellular component: P granule; nucleus. Gene Ontology annotation, biological process: gamete generation; cell differentiation.